Messenger RNA from Pyrenophora tritici-repentis Pt-1C-BFP, 875 nucleotides. RefSeq lists its product as uncharacterized. NCBI's taxonomy places the organism in Eukaryota, Fungi, Ascomycota, Dothideomycetes, Pleosporales, Pleosporaceae. The record is from RefSeq and is a predicted model, not a curated record.
AUAUCUUCACACUUGACAUUCUACACUUUACAUCAACGUCGUGCCGCUUGCUUCUUCGCGUUGUUGCUGGUCCUCCAAUUCUGAUACCCCGGAUCUCCUCCGACCGACGUCUUUUGCUUUUACAUCCACCUUGACCGCAGCGCAGCGCAACGCAAUCGUACCGCAUCGCACUUCUUGACAGAGCAACCGCUGCUUGUGACGUUUAGUUUCGAUCUGGACAUACUUGGGCUACUUGAUAAAUAUGGCAUUGUCGACCGAGCAGAGCCAGAUGAGGUUUCUGGCUGUCGUGCUUCCGGCCCUCACACUAUGCGCACACACACUCCUCGCUCUUUCCUUCAUACUUCCGGGCUCUGAUCUCGAUAGCGCAUGCUUUUCAUUAACAUAUAAUGUGCUUGCUGGCUGCGCAAGCACACUAGGCUUGGUGGGCGCCGUUUGGUCAAUACCAAGCCUCGUGUCAGCUUACACCAUCCUUCACACCACGACGCUGUCCUUCGUAACCAUCGCACUCGUGAACAUGGUCCUGCCAUUCGACUUUCGGUUGCUAAACCCGGUAAUCCCGAGCUACGCUCUUGACGGAUCUUCGAUAUGUCGCGACAUCGAUGCAGGCUUUGGGUGGAAUGCUCAAUGGCUAGAAAAAUGCUCCACGAGCUUCAGCGUCAUCAAAUUCGGCGCAGCAUGCUUUGGCCUCGUGUUGAUGAUUGCGCAGUGGUGGGCUUUGAUGAGUGUACGAAGAUGGGGACAUGAGUUGAGAUAUCAGAGGAGAAACGGCAGUGUGGAUGUGGAACAGGCUGGUCUUGCAGAAGAGAAAGACGAGUUCAUGAGCAAGGAAAAGACAGAAUUCUAAAUGAUACAAUAAAUUAAAAGAGUACAAAUCA